GUAACCUAAUUUUCUUUCCUUCCCCAGACUUGAAGCCACAUUAUAUGUGUGACUGAUUUCCAGCCAUUGAAUAUCAUGUCUUCACGAAAAGCUGCAGGCCGUCGUGGCGGCACCAAGAAGCGUGCACAGCGCGCUACUUCCAAUGUGUUUGCCAUGUUUGAUCAAGCCCAGAUUCAAGAGUUCAAGGAGGCUUUCAAUAUGAUUGAUCAGAACCGUGAUGGGUUUAUCGACAAGGAAGACCUCCAUGAUAUGCUUGCAUCAUUGGGUAAGAAUCCAGCUGAUGACUAUCUGGAAGGAAUGAUGAAUGAAGCACCAGGUCCUAUUAACUUCACCAUGUUCCUGACUCUGUUUGGAGAACGACUUCAGGGCACAGAUCCUGAGGAAGUAAUAAAAAAUGCAUUUGCUUGCUUUGAUGAAGAGAACACAGGAAUCAUCAAUGAGGAACGGCUCAGGGAACUCUUGACCAGCAUGGGAGAUCGUUUCACUGAUGAAGAUGUGGAUGAGAUGUAUCGUGAGGCCCCCAUCAGAAAGGGGAACUUCGACUACAUUGAAUUCACUCGCAUCCUGAAGCAUGGGGCAAAGGAUAAGGAUGAGCAAAGGAGAUCCAUGUCAGAUACUGAAAUUGGUCGCUUGGCUUAUGAGGGCCAAAUUGCAGCUGUCAAAGAGAACAUCAAAGCCACACCCUCUCUAGUCAAGCGGAAGGAUUCGGCUGGUCGUCUUCCAAUCCACUGGGCAGCCAGUGGGGGGCACACAGAAAUAGCUUCUUUCCUCCUUGAAAAUGGCUCCCCUGUUGACCCACCAGAUGAACUUCUUUGGACACCUCUUAUCAUUGCUGCAUCUGCUGGGCAUGAAGACAUUGUCAGUCUGCUGAUCAAGAAUGGGGCUGAUGUAAAUGCCAGGAGUGAGACUGGACAUAGUGCAAUUGAGUAUGCAUCUUCCAAGAACAGAAUUCAGAUCUUGAAAGAUUUGAUUGCUCAAGGUGCAAAUGUGAAUGCAAAGGACAACAUGGGCUUUACUCCUCUCCAUCGAGCUUCUUCCAAGGGUCAUUUUGAAGCCAUGAAGAUCCUCCUUACCUGCCCUCACAUUGAAGUGAAUGUCCAAGACAAGUUUGGCAACAGUCCCUUGCACAUGGUUUGCCAGGAGGGACGAGAACAGGAGGCAUAUCUCCUGCUGGAACAUGGUGCUCUGAUUGAACUGAAGAAUGGAGAGAGUCUCACUGCUCUCCAAGUCUCAACUCCUAAUUUGGAACCAAAAUUGCGUGAUUACUUGGCUCGGAUCCGCCAGCAGCGGAAGUGAAAAAUGUCCUCUUGUUUGGCAGCUGACCUAAAAUCCUUUGAUUCCCUUUUUUCUCCAAUUAAAUUCAGGCAGUGUUGCUGUGGUGUCAGCUUCAUCCUCUGGGGAGCAUCUUUCAUUUUAAGCCCAUUCCCAGCAUAAGUCAAAUUGAAUAAUUUUGUCUUGUUUGGGAUCAAUAUUGUGGUAGAUGUGGGGAAUAGAUGUUCAUCCCUAAAUGGCCAGUUUGCUGGUUAAGCACUCACUGUUAGACUAAACAUGAGCAGACUCUGAGCAUCAGAGGCACCUAGAUAUAGUCUAUUUGUUGUUUAUGUUGAGCUUUUCAUCUAGCAAUCACUGCAGGUGCCUUUUUAUGUUAUCGGCACUUUUGGUUACUGCAUGCCCAUGCUCCACUUAUGAUGACAUUCACAUCAACCAUUUCUAUGAUUUCAUGACUUUAUGUGAGGAUCCUGAAACCCUGACAGUGCAGUAAAUUGAUGAGGGAUUUUCUUGGGCAUCACAAAAUUGGUCAAGGUUCCCCAGUAGCAUUCAGAUAUGGAUCUCCUUUUUUUUAAGGUCCAAGACCUGUUUGUACAAAUUUGGGAGGGUAUUCAAUCUCUUGUUCACCAGAAUACUUUUGUCUUUUAUGUUUGUUUUUGGAAAUUUUUUAAUUAUGACCUCUGUGCUUUCUCUGUCUGACCCAGUGUGCUGAGACCAAAUUCCCAUACAUGCCAUGCAACUGCACUUAUAAACAAUGGCAGCUGAAUUCAGAGGCAUUAGUCAAGUAUGAGAUAUGCAAAUAUUCCAAGACUAGCGCAUCAUGCAGGAAUGUACUUCAUGUGCUAUGGCUAUAGUCAAGAAUGAAAUCUGUUAUGUUGCUAUGCCUUCUUAGUUUUUAUUUUGGUUCUGUUCAUACUUGGAGGUAUUUCUUCAAGGUUUCAAAGUACA
Molecule: messenger RNA, 2217 nt
Organism: Darwinula stevensoni
Lineage: Eukaryota; Metazoa; Arthropoda; Ostracoda; Podocopida; Darwinulidae
Source: the annotation of a GenBank genome assembly